Molecule: messenger RNA, 5994 nt
Organism: Laccaria bicolor S238N-H82
Lineage: Eukaryota; Fungi; Basidiomycota; Agaricomycetes; Agaricales; Hydnangiaceae
Exons: 32
Coding region: 1-5925 (1974 amino acids)
Molecular function (GO): ATP binding; protein binding; hydrolase activity
Source: RefSeq, a predicted model, not a curated record
AUGAGUGCUCCACGCAUGAAGAGUUUCAGAACCGAUCUUUUUUCCCCAGACAACAUCACGUCCGUCGAGGAUGUACAAAACGCGCUUUUUGAAUUACAAUCCAUCUUUACUGAACAGAACUAUGAACAUGUUCUUGAUGAGCUGCUCCAGGCACCGUUCCUCGUCGAACUUGUACUAUCAGAUCUGAGUAUACUUUCGGUCAAAACAUGGUUACUCGAGAAAUUCCCAACAUCGCCCACAUCCUUCAUCUCAUCAGUGACUUGCCAGCUUCUGUUGAAGCUUGCUACUUUCUUCGUAUUUCCUCCGGUUUCAUUCUCCCAAGAGAUUCUAGACCUCAUGAGGGAAUUUCAUACGACUGUGAGGCAUGCGCCAGCGGCCUUACACGAUCUUUUCGCGAUGUCCUUCGUGGAUGAGGGACAACAUAAGGAAGCCAAGGAGUUGUCCAUAUCCUCGGAGGGCAGGUCGAAAAGCCGAUGGAGAAGCAAGGAUGGAGAAAAGGCUGCAAUAAGACAGAUCAUCGUUGACCCUGAGCCCCUUGCCGCCCUCGCAUUGACCAUUCCCAAUACCUCUCAGGAAAGAGACCACACCACAUCCCACUUACUCGUUCAUCUCAAAACUAUUCUUGAAAUUUAUCUUGAGAACAUUUCUUUGCCAGCUAUAUCCCAACAUCUGAAAGAGGCCCUCAUCCCCAAAGAGCAAUUACCAGCGCUGAAUACUGUCACAGACCUAGCUACUUCCCGUGACGUUUCGAUUUCGGCUAAGAUUGCCGUCACGGACUCUGCCUAUCUACAAUCUCUGAAAACGUUCGCUCCCUCGCCUGUCCGUCAAACGACUCCACUAACCCUCCACUGUAGCGCUCGUUACUUUGACAGCGUGGUGGGAUUCGGUGAAUGGGUUGUUUACAUUUCGACAGCAGCUGACAGUCAUCUCCGUCAAUUUCGCCGAAAAGACAAGAAGAUCUUUGAGAUCAUUGUCAAAAAAAUUAGAGAAUUGUCGAAUGGCCGAUUUUCCGACGACAACCAGAAGAGAUUGAGCGGUCCAACUACACAAGUACCGAUAUUCGAGGCAAAGAUGCAGCAGUGCAAAUAUAGGAGAAGACCACAUGUAGCCGGGGACAAUGUAUACUCACCAGCCUCCUGGCCGUUAUCGGAAGACGCAGAAGCGACACAUGAUGUCAGCGUGCCAGACCUGCCUCCGGAUGAAUUAAGCCAGGUGCAUUCCACUUUCGUUCUUGAGAAAUUCAUCACGUUCUCCAAGGCAUGCUUGCGGAUCUCGAUGUGUCUUUCCCAUUUGAAGUCUCCCUCCAUAGUGGCCCAACAGCUGAACGAGUACGAAAACAGGCCUCGCGAAAGGGCUGUCAUUGAGUAUCCCUUCUCGUGCUAUGUCCUCGGUCGUAGCGGUACCGGAAAAACCACAACAAUGCUCUUCAAGAUGUUAUGGGUCGAGAGAGCAUAUCAAUCAAGCACAGAAGGCGCAAUCAAACCAAGGCAAGUAUUUGUAACUAAAUCUCGUCUUCUAGCCACAAAAGUCGGAGACUACUUCGAGAAAUUAUCGAAUUCGCUCGCGACUGGGUCAUGCUCGCCACAGGAACUGAAACUGCUUGCAAAGUCGAGACAAAUUCAAAUCCGACCACAACGUCAUCUUGUGGCAUGGAAUGAUAUACCCGAUUGGCGCAGUGACUUGCCAUCUAAGUAUAGUGACUUGGAGGAUCGCCAUUUUCCUCUCUUCAUCACCUUUGAUCAGUUAUGCUCAAUGCUCGAAACCAGUCAAAUUGAGCAAUACAACAACGACGCUGCCGAACUCAGCCAACGUUCGCACAACAACGAGCAACUAUCUACGACAUCUUUCUUCACUACUGUCGGAAAAAGGCCAUCCUGGGUGAUUACGAUGCGGCCGAAAGGUUUGAGCCAGUAUGGUGUUCCCGGCAGGAAGUUGGACCGUUUAUACGUCGACGAAGCCCAGGACAAUCUUCUCGUUGAUGCUCUGCAGUCUUCCCAGCCUCAGCAAUCCACCACAGUGUUAAGAUCGCUUUGUCGUAAUCCCAACGGCUUGUUCUGGGCCGGAGACACUGCACAAGCGAUAUCCAUUGGAAGUUCUUUUCGAAUCAAUGAUCUCAAGGCAUUUCUUUACCGAGUGGAGCGAUCAUUCCAAGAAACAAGCGAAGCUGAGAUCGAACUUGGAGCACACCAAUGCGUCCUGGUACGGGACGAGGUGGCCCGAGAGCGUCUUCGUAGUCAGGUUGGGUCAAUUGGCAUAAUUCUGACCCUCUAUGAAAGCAAAGGCCUGGAAUUUAAUGAUUGGCGAGUCAUCCUCAACGCUGUCGAUGUCAGUGUGCCUGUCCCCGAUUUCGACGAAAUGAGACAUGCACCUAUUUGUUCAGAACUGAAAUUUUUGUACGUUGCAAUUACGAGGGCCCGUAACAAUCUGUGGAUAGUAGAUUCAUCCUCGAAAGCUGAUCCAAUGAAGGUGUUUUGGACAUGCCAUGAUCUUGUCAAUGACUCUGUUUCUGAGUUCCGUUUCACCGAUCUCGCAGUAGAAUCUACUCCCGAGGAUUGGGAAAUAAGGGCAAAGGACUUCUUCGAUCAGGAACAAUUUGCACAAGCUCGGUAUGCCUAUAAGAAAGGAUUACUCCACCAUGCUGCUGAUGUAGCGAAUGCGUACGAGUUGCGCGAAAUCGCCCGAAGCCGUUCAACUGGACCCCCUCGAGCCGUUUUUGAACACCGCAUGAAAGCUUUUGCAAAGGCGUCAAGGGCGUUUCUCUCUUGUGCUAAGGAAGCAAUCCACGCACCAGAAGAUUAUUAUCGUGCCGCUGCUGAAUGUUUUGAGAACGCAGGCGACGGUCCCCAUGGUGCUUUAACUUACCUUCCAGAGGCUGCUAGGGCCUAUCUGCUUGCCAAGUGUUUCACAAAUGCAGCGCAGCUGUUCAGAAAAGCAGCAAUGUUUGAUGAAGCAAUCGACGUCAUCACCAAGCAUCCAGAGAAGGUUGAGAAAAGUGUUGUCAAACAAAUCAAGGAAGCAGCGCGUCUGAAAUAUUUUACCGUGAAGGAAUUCGAGAAAGCACACAAAUUGUUUGACUCAAUAGAGGAAGAGCUUGAAUACCUUAGCGAACGAAACUUCUAUGAAGCACAAGUAGAACUUUUGGUGUCCCUCGGACGAGUGGCUGACGCAGCCGAGCUCCACUUGUUGGAAGGUCACAUAAUUGAAGCACUGGAGUUGUUCCUUGAGGAUAAAGGUGACCCAAGCCAAUACACACAACGGGUCAUCCACUGCAUCCUGCAAGGCUUGUGGCGGGAAUUUUCCCUGGGGAGUAAAAAAUCUUCGACUGACGUUGUCGUCAAAUUGUUCCGCUAUGCUGAUUCAAUAGACCCAUCUUUGCUCAGCCCAAACGAACACGACGAGAUGGAGUUGUUCAAAGCGAUCUCCUCCCGAACAUUCAAGAAUCUAGUCUCCCUUGCUGAUGCAUUUUUUGAGCGACAAAAUAUGUCCGCUGCGUUGCUUUCCCUCGAUUAUCACUUCUCAGAACCCCAGGCAUGGCAAAACAUGGACCUUGUUUCGUUAACAACUACCCUGCGGCCAUUUUCCCUUUAUGUUCAACAACUUCAUGAUAUGGCAUUCUAUGCGGACCCGCGCACUAAUGGUCAUAUUUGGAAAAUGUUCGGACUCCGGCCCCAUGGCCAUGCUGCUUUCGUGGUCCCGCAUGGGACUUUCUUGCAUAAAAAGGCUACUUCUGCUACAGCGUCUACCAUGGAAGGUUCAAGAGAUGCCAUCGUCUUAAUCAAAAAAUUGCUUCGCAUUGUUCGCAACGCACUUUCCGAGCGCCUGCUAGAACGAGUUACCAGUCAAAAUGAGAUGUUCCGCAGAGCAAAAGCCCUUUUUCCCUGCCCACUACAUGUGCUGGGGAACUGUGUCAAAUCGGAUCAGUGCACAGAGGACCACAUCGAGCCGAACCACGUUUGGUACAAUACCUGGAUUCAGGCGCAUAUCUAUCAAUUCUUUUUUCCAAGAUUUUGGAUCGGUAAACUGUAUGAUGCACUGCUCGAUGAUCCCCCGGCUUACAAGUUUGGAACAAUAAGCAGCUUAAAGCAAGAGCUUUCCGGCGGCUUUGAAGCAGGGUUCCAGAUCAUCAUUGCCUGGAUUCGCGAAUUGGCAGAUAAUCUUGAAUUUUCAUCGCAUAUGGAGACCCAGUUGCUGACCCAAGUCAUGCAGACUACAGACUUGAGUUUGACCCUCAACGGGAAAGAAGCGCAAUUUUACUUGUAUCGCUCGAAGUUAAUCCCGCCACAGUACCUUCGAAAACCUAAAGACUAUAAUUCAUUGUUGGACCUUUUGUCCUCCUAUCAAAAUAGCAAACCCUGGAGUGUUCUCGUGGGCACUUUGUUCAUCAAGCAAAUUAUGCAAAACCGACUGCCUGUAGAGAUUGGUGUUCUUUGCACCUACAUCGAACAUCUCUGUACUUUAGCGAUUGUUGCCAAUCGUGUCCAAGGAACAGGGGGUUUGCACGACGUCACUCUCCCUUGCAGCUGGCUUUCCAAGGCUCUAGCCAACUUUAGCCUAGGUGAAGCCGCUGAUAAGACAAUCAACUUUUGGCUGUUUCCUCCUAUCCUGGGGGAUUUCAUAAAAUAUAUUUAUACGGCAAUUGGUUCCGAACACCUGUUAUUUGGGCCUGAAUUACGACCAUUAACAAAAGAAGAACUCCCCAUUCGCAAUAUGUUCAUCGCCCGACUUUAUCGUGUCUUGGUACUUCUGGGCUAUAAUAUUAGGGUCAUGGCCUUCAGAAGCCAGAUUUGGAGGGUUUCAAACGCAAUGCAUGGAUUUGGCCAGCCCCCAUUCUCCCCCCUCUACAAAAGAUAUGUCGGCGCGCGUGACUGGUGGGAAAUUUCAUCUGCUGUUAGGGAGUCGAUGCAAGGGUUAGCGUUGGAUGAAAUGGUCAAUCUUCAGCACGCAGCUCGGAUCGCUCUCCCCAUACAGGAGCAUCGAGGCUUGCGUAGGAUUGUAUACUCGGUUGUGGAAGAUAUCCCGGCCCUCCUGCAAUCUGGAUUCGAAGUCCCUCUUUCCAUAUCUGAAAGUCAAGAACUUACCUCGGACGUCGUCUCAGAGCCGCUAAACGAAGGAAGCAAAGAUGAUAUCUCUGAUCCUGUCGACAACGAUGUUCACGAAGAUCCUACAGAGCAUGACGCGGACCCCCUCAAUCUUGGUUACAAACUCGUCUCGGAGCCGCUAAACGAAGGACGCGAAGACGAUAUCGCUGAUCCUAUUUACGGCAUUCACGAACACCCUACAGAGUAUGAAACGGACCACAGCAUUGUCAUUGAGGAUAUUUCGCAACAAGUAGAAGAGCUUCAUGCUGCAUGCAUCCUCCAACGAGCAUUCCGUCGCUGCCUUACCAGGCAAAAGGAGAGAGAAGAGGACAGGCUGUCUGGUCGUUGCCGCCAUUUUUUUGCCAUAUGCCUGGACGUGGUCAAGAAGGACAAAUGGGAGAGGUCUCGAUAUAAGUUCUACUUCCUAGGUCCGCUCCCGCAUGUCCUAGCAUGUCUGGAUGCUGCCCAAGUAGCUGUUCUCGCUAAAAAAGAGGAAACGAAGAAACUGCUUCGAGGCGGGGACAUAAAAAACGAAGCAUGGGAUGACCUAAACUCCCAGCUAACACUGAUCGUCAAUGCACACAAAGGAGUAAAGCGAAUGCUGAAGACACUCGAACCCACUGCAGAGGUUCAUCGCCGCCACGACCUGACAAGUUUAAAAGUCCACAUCAGCCAAGCGGUGAACCUCCUUCGAACAUUCCCGUUCAAAGGGUCCGAAGAUCCUCAACUCUAUCUUGACAUAGCCUACAAGAGUAUGAGGGAACCAGUACGGAAGAGUGCGAAGAAAGAGAAGAAGCCCCAGUUGAAUUUGGAUGACGAGGAUUUGAUGCACCUUGACUAUGCGUAAGAUCGAUAUCAUUCAUCACUACUAUGAAUCUUGUAUUUUUGAACGUUUACACAUCUCAAAUAUCUUCCC